Messenger RNA from Aaosphaeria arxii CBS 175.79, 1196 nucleotides. RefSeq names its product coatomer subunit epsilon. The transcript has 4 exons. NCBI's taxonomy places the organism in Eukaryota, Fungi, Ascomycota, Dothideomycetes, Pleosporales. Gene Ontology annotation, biological process: retrograde vesicle-mediated transport, Golgi to endoplasmic reticulum; intra-Golgi vesicle-mediated transport; endoplasmic reticulum to Golgi vesicle-mediated transport. Bases 87 to 977 code for a protein of 296 amino acids. Gene Ontology annotation, cellular component: COPI vesicle coat. Gene Ontology annotation, molecular function: protein binding; structural molecule activity. The record is from RefSeq and is a predicted model, not a curated record.
AAAGUACACCUCCGCCAAUUCCACACAGAGCUCACAAGUCCCCUCCAAACUCCGAUUUUAAUACCACAAUUACUCUCAACCUCACAAUGUCUGACCCAUACUCCCCCGAAGGAGAGCUCAUAAACAUCCACAGCGCAUUCCACGCCGGCGCCUACCAACAAGUCCUCGAUUUCGACACAUCCCCCUUCUCCGCUCCGAACCAGCUCCCGGCCCGAGUCCUCCAAUUACGCUCCCAGAUUGCCCUCGGCCAGUCCAAAGAAGUAGCCUCCGCGCUCGCCAGCGAAAAGACACCCGACCUCGUCGCUGUCCGAUUACUCGCGGAGUACGAGCAGGGAAAGGAUGUCGUGGAGCAAGCGAAGAAGCUCGCUGAGCAGCACGCGCAGGAGAACUUGACUGUCCAGCUGGUUGCGGGCAUAAUCUUGGACCGAGCGGGGGAGCCAGAGGCUGCGUUGGAGGUUUUGAGCAAACACCAAGGAAGUUUGGAUGCCGUUGCGCUCAUCGUCCAGAUCCACCUCGAACAGAACCGCACAGACCUCGCCAUCAAGGAGGCACAACGGGCGCGGAAAUGGGCCCAAGACAGCCUUUUGGUCAACAUUGCAGAGUCAUGGGUUGGCGUUCGGGAGGGCGGUGAGAAAUACCAAGCCGCAUUCUACGUUUUCGAGGAGCUCGCCCAAACCAAUGCCUCACAAUCGCCGCACUCGCUCGUCGCACAAGCUGUGUCUGAGCUCCACCUCGGCCGUCUCCCCGAGGCCGAAGCUGCCCUGCAGCAGGCCAUCGCUAUCGAUGCGAACUCCGCAGACACUAUUGCGAACUUGAUCGUGUUGAACACAUUACUCGGAAAGAACGACGAGGCAACUCAAUUGAAGCAACAACUAGGAUCUGUGGAUAAGAACCACAGGGCAUUGUCGGACUGGAAAGAGAAGAAGCUGGAAUUCGAUCAAGCGAGAGCGAAGUAUACACCGAAGUUCGAGGCAUAAAUAAGGAAGUAACAAAGGCAUGUGCAUUCAGCGAGGCCGGACCUUAAGCUAUGGAACGAUGGGAUUAGCUCUCCGGAGGCGGUCGCCCUAUCGAUGGGUUGCUUUAGUCUGUAGCUGGGUGAUUCGGUCAUGAAGAUAUGAAGCGGUCCUACGAAUAGACAAAUCCAAAACCAAAGCGUAGAUCUCACAGGGUCUGCUAUACCUGAAGUUUGCGGUUCC